Messenger RNA from Salvelinus sp. IW2-2015, 800 nucleotides. The record is from RefSeq and is a predicted model, not a curated record. NCBI's taxonomy places the organism in Eukaryota, Metazoa, Chordata, Actinopteri, Salmoniformes, Salmonidae.
AGCUACCCCCAGAUCUACCCCAGAGCUACCCUCAGAGCUACCCCCAUGACUACCCUCAGAGCUACCCCCAGAUCUACCCCAGAGCUACCCUCAGAGCUACCCCCAGAUCUACCCUCAGAGAUACCCCAGAUCUACCCCAGAGCUACCCUCAGAUUCUACCCAGAGCUACCCCCAGAUCUACCCCAGAUCUACCCCCAGCUACCCUCAGAUCUACCCCAGAGCUACCCCAGAUCUACCCCCAGAUCUACCCCAGAGCUACCUCCAGAUCUACCUCAGAGCUACCCCAGACUACCCCAGAGCUACCCUCAGGCCCCCGAUCUACCUCAAGCUACCCCAGACACCAGAAGCUACCUCAGAUCUACCCCAGGUCUACCCUCAGAUCUACCCUCAGAUCUACCCCCAGAGCUACCCCCAGAUCACCCCCAGAGCUACCCCAGAUCUACCCCCAGAGCUACCUCAGAUCUACCCCCAGAUCUACCCCAGGUCUACCCUCAGAUCUACCCCAGAUCUACCCCCAGAGCUACCCCAGAUCUACCCCCAGAGCUACCCCAGAUCUACCCCAGAGCUACCCUCAGAUCACCCAGAUCUACCCCACUUACCCUCAGAUCUACCCCAGGUCUACCCCAGAGCUACCCCCAGAUCUACCCCCAGAGCUACCCCCAGAUCUACCCCCAGAGCUACCCCAGGUCUACCCUCAGAUUUACCCCCAGAGCUACCCUCAGAUCUACCCCCAGAUCUACCUCAGAUCUACCCCCAUAUCUACCCUCAGAUCCACCCUCAGAACAGAAAACACUUUUUAA